AUGCUUUUCAAGCUUCUUACUGGUCUCCUUGCGGCUUCUUGGUCAGUCCAAGCAAUUCCCUCUCCCGAUGGACUUGGCUCAGACCUUACUAUUCUGAUCAACAAUGAUGUCCUCGGCCCGCAAAGUCCAUCUGCGAAUUCUGGAGUAAUUUUACUUACCCCGCGAUCCAAAUCGUCCGCAGCUUCAGCAUGUGCUGCUCUCGGGGAACAACUCUGGUCCCCGGAAGCAUCUGCCGCAAGCAUCCAAACCAAUCUUGAUUACCUCUCCUUCCAAGCCAAGUAUACCAAAGAUCAACGAUAUUGGAUAGCUCCCCAGUCGUCAGAUGCAUCUGUUGGGCGAGCAAUCGAUGGGAACGGCCGGAUAGUAAACACCAAGACCUUCAGCGAACACUCAAGAUUGCCAGCUCUUUGCUCUCAAUCUGCGCCAUUCUCGAACGAAACAUAUCAGGAUACUAGCUCAAAAUGGCAGACAACAGUUCGGUCGAACAAUGAAUACAUUACUGGAUUUCGAGACCGUCUAAGCUUUCGAUUCUUAGGUAUUCGAUACGCUGCUCAACCAAAACGAUUCACAUAUUCGACGCCGUACAAAGGAAGCGGCAACAAUGCCUCAGCGCUAUCUUACGGUUCCCAGUGCAUCCAACAAUGGAGUGGAGGUUCAGAAGACUGCUUGUUUCUCAACAUCUGGACACCACAUCUUCCCGCUCAUGGUGGAGAUGCGAAAGAGGACCUCAAGCCGGUCAUGUUUUGGAUUCAUGGCGGCGCUUUCACUAGCGGAACUGCAAAUGAUCCCACAUUUGACGGUGGAAACAUCGCUUCUCGAGGAGACGUCGUCUUGGUUGCUAUCAACUAUCGUCUCUCCACAUUGGGAUUUUUAGCGUUGGAUGAUGGAGUGACUAAGGGUAACUACGGACUUGCAGACCAGAUCAAUGCUCUUGACUGGGUUCGAAAGAAUAUCCAAAACUUUGGAGGUGAUCGCGAUCGCAUUACUAUUCUUGGACAGUCUGCUGGAGCCGCCUCGGUGCGGGCACUACUUGCUUCACCGAAAGCCACUGGCAAGUUUCAAGGCGCAAUCCCACAGAGUAAUCUCGGCGGAGGUGGCUAUGGAACAACCUACUCUUCCUGGUUGGAUAUCAAGACUCAAAUGUCUUUGGCUUCAGAUGCGAUCCUAACGGAGACGAAUUGCUCAACUGCUGCCUCGAGGGUGGACUGUCUUCGAGACAUAUCUGCCACAACUCUUGUGACUGGCACUCAAGCCAGAUACUUGACCGUCGAUGGGACCUAUCUCGCCUCAUCAGAACUGAUUUUGAACUACAAGGCUUCGGACAGCCUGUCAAAGGUCCAUCUCAUGGAGGGGUUGAUGCGAGACGAUGGAGCCGCAAUCGUCUCCUACAUCAAUACCACUAACCUGACUAAGUCUAUCACAGACGUCGGAUUUGAUGCCUCAAAAAUUGUGUCGUCCCCGCUGUUCCCGCUACCAGUCACCUCCAAUGCCACGUUAGAUGUGUUCAACGUCACAUCACGAGUCGCAACAGACUCUAUAUUCCGCUGCUUAGACCAAGCAAGCUCCUAUGCAGGAGUAUGGAACAAAGUCUUCGCUCCUAACCAAUAUUUCUACGAGUUCAACCGCUCUUAUCAGACUUAUGGAUGGGAUCCCAAUGCACCCGUCUGCGACGCCCCCAAGACCGCAGAUCACCCCAACGGCGAUCCGGACUUGGAGUAUUUCAAGUGUCACUCAGGAGAGCUGUAUUAUGUAUUCGGUACCCUCACCCGAACAGGCUUACCGCUCCGGGAUGAGAACGAUCUUCCAUUCUCACAUUUCAUCCUCGAUUCCUGGGCGUCGUUCGCGAGAUCUUACAACCCCAACCCGAACAUAGGAUACUUGAAAGCAAGGAAUUAUACGAACACAAUCAAAGAACUAGAAGUGGCAGGUGAAUGGAAACCAGUGGGCACCCAAGGCCAAGAAAUGCGACAACUGCAGUGGCCAAGCAAGCAAGUCGGCUUUCGUGAUGUUGAGCAGUGUGAGGCACUUGGUUGGCCGCUGGAUUACUAUUCUCGGCCAUGA
This is a messenger RNA of Cadophora gregata, 2061 nucleotides long. RefSeq lists its product as uncharacterized. The transcript has 3 exons. Bases 1 to 2061 code for a protein of 686 amino acids. The record is from RefSeq and is a predicted model, not a curated record. NCBI's taxonomy places the organism in Eukaryota, Fungi, Ascomycota, Leotiomycetes, Helotiales, Ploettnerulaceae.